Messenger RNA from Porites lobata, 8047 nucleotides. NCBI's taxonomy places the organism in Eukaryota, Metazoa, Cnidaria, Anthozoa, Scleractinia, Poritidae. The record is from the annotation of a GenBank genome assembly.
AAUGUUUCUUAUCAACUCGCCAAGAUUCCAAGAUGGCGGAUGAACUUCUUCGCGAACUGGCUUGUUUUGCAAAGAGGCUUGAUCAAUCUGAAACCUCUUGGAUAGAAAUUAGAGCAGUUUUGGAAAAGCUCAAAUCUUGGGCCUUGGUAAAAAGCAACAGGUAAGGUUUUUGGGAGGAGUAUACAUUUGAAGAUGCGUUUUCAACAGCUGUUUAGAAGCGAAUUGAAUCACAUGUGUUCGUUCAUAAAUAGCUGUGUUUCAUUCUUUGUUGUAGAUGCUGUUUAUCGGAUAUUCACGUAAUACAGACUAAAGAUAUCAUCAUAGCUUGCAAGAACAUGUUGUAUUCUCACAUGAAUGUAGGAGAACAUGAACAACUUAGUCUUCACCUGAAAACUUUGACAGAGGCGUUCAGAUUUCUGAGAAACUGUUGCGCUGAAACACCUAAGAAUCAGAACAUUAUAUUGUAAGUACUGAAAUACUCGCAGUAUUAAAGUGUAAGAGAAACCAUAAUAGUAGCAUAUCCAGCAACAACAGAGCAUUUAAUUUCUUGAAUUCAUUGUUCAUGGCUAAAAGAUGCAUCAAGAAAUGUCCAGUUUUUGCCCCUUUUGUGUUAUUUACUGUAGAACACACGGCAUUAUUUUUUCUGUCAUAUUAAACUCGUCAUUUUGUUAAAAAAGUAGUUCGCUUACAAUGUACUUGUUUUCCUCUGUAGAGUGAAGGUGUGCUGAAAGUGAUGAUAGCCAUUAUUUUGGGCGUAUCAUCCGUCUCACAUUAAAUCAGUAUUCAGCCCUGCUCGAUUCACAAUUCCCUUUGUUUUCUAGCUCUUAACUUAUUCAUAGGAGGCAGUAGAAAUUCUUGUUUAAAACCUAAACAAGGGUAAACACCAAAUGAUUCAUUACAGAAGACUGAAAAUACAUUGCACAAUAUCUGCACCACAAAACAAAAGCAAAUCAGCAAUAGCUUCUGUAACACCAAGAAACAAUUCAAAAUGUUCAUGCAUGAUCGAGUCACUUAGUGAAUGUGUGACGAAUUUGUGUGCAUUAUGGACAAAAUUCUGAUAAUUCUAUGCUUUACACAGGUAGUAAGUCUUUAGAGUAAGUCCUUUUAAUAUUUUGUAUUAAUUUCUAAUCUUGAUCAAAAUUUCUGUUUGUUAAAAUGUUUUUGUGUUGUGUUGACUAGCGAUGCUAAUGUCAAUUGUGAUAUUUGGUUUGCAUAGCUUUGAAGUUUUGUCACACAGUAAAGUUUAGCAAGGAUACAACUGUACUUACAAUUUUAUAUCCUUUUUGUGCCAUGAGAAUCGCACAGCAAGUGACCCUUUCUUGUACUAAUCUCUCAUGAGAUGUAAAUUACAUUGUACACUACCUGAUUUAAGUCAUGUGCUAUUCCAUUUGAUUUCUUGUCUUGUGAGAGCUAGGUGGUAACUUACUUUUGAGCAUAAAGUUCUGCAAUGCAAAAACUCACCAUGUUUCAGAAAAAUGUUUUACAGGUAUGUUGUAUUUGAAGUGCUAUUAUAUUCCUGUCCUGUUCCCAGUUAACUUGGGUAAAUGAAGUGUUAUAAAAUACAAUUUUUAUACUACUACAUUAGAAAUUUCUGCAAUUUGAUUGGCCUAGAGCAGUGGUAUUUCAGCUUAAUUUGAAAUACCUACAUGUGAAAAUUACAAACUGUUUGCGGGUAGGAGUGUAAACAAAUAAUAGCAUGAUUUGUACGUGAUAUGUGGCAUAAAUACCACUCAUGAUAUUUCCAAAUUUUUUCACAUUUCACUCACCCAACAGCUUGUGAAAUUACGUAUAGCAAUUUCAAAAUAUCACUUGUGUUAUUUAUGCCAAAUAUCACCACAAAUCAUGCUAUUAUCCAUACUAAUAAACUACAAUAAUAUUUUUGUUGUCUUGUCUAAUUUCAGAUCUUCCAGUGUGGCAGAUCAGGCAAUGGACAUAAUCAUAACUUUGUCGAAACCGAAGUACCAGGAAAUUGAAAGAGGUAGUUGAAGGCUUGUUUUAAGGUCAAUCCCUUUCUCCUGUUUGGUAAGAGGAUUGUGCUGACAUGUUAUACCAACUUGUUUUCUUUCUUUGCGUGUAGGAGUGGAUGCUGUUAAUGAUGUUUUAAGAAGUAGCCUUCAGCUUCUUGGUAAUGCAGUGGUCAAAAAUGAGACUACUCAGGGACUUGUGUGGAAGAAAUGCUUCCCACAAUUUUUCUUGUGAGUUUUGUUAUCCUGUGGGAAACAUUAAAGUGAACUUUUCUCAAUUAAAUAAUGACAAGUAGUUAGUUAUUCUUUCUUACUCUCUUUAUCUAGUCUCCCAUGCAGGUGUUCAUUGUGUGGUUACCCCUCACUGUGUGAUGACACAGACAACAGCUGUAUGGAAGACUACUCUUCAUCCUGCCCUGAAAAAAAAAUGAUGCUAUUCAACUGUUUUGGUUGAACCUUUGAAUUCCCAAUUUAUCAAUCAAAAAGUAAAAUCAUGCUAUUCUGCUGUUUUGUUUGAAACUCUACACUUUUUAUAAUCUAGUGAGUAGAAAUUUCUUGUUUGAUAACUGUGUUUCUGAUCCACUGGCAUUCAGUUAAAUCUAUGCGUGACCUUUUUGUGCUUGUUAUUAAUUUUAUACAAACUUAAUGGUUUUUUCUGCUUAUUUAUUAUUUCCCUACAGAGAUGUGUUUUCAUCAACAAAUCACAGCAUUCGAGACUGUUUAUGCAUGAUAAUAUACAACUGUUUAAAUGAACAGAACAGGUACUUGUGCAUGCCUACUUCAAUCAAGCUUUUCUGUAUUUUUUCAUGUAUUUCUCAGCUUACACUGGACAAGGCUAUCUGGACUUGCUCCCCAGGAUUACUGAAGUUUUUCCACUAUUUUUAUUUGUGUUUUUUCCAGGAUGCAGCUUGUAAGAGACCACUGUGGACUGAAGAUCAUUUCUCACAUUGUUCAUUUGUGUGCUGAGAAGACUCAACUUGAGUGGGGGUGGGUAUAAAUAAUCAGAUCCAAGGAGCGGGGGGUGGGGGGUGGGGGGGGGGGCACUCAAGAAAAGUUUGGGUAGUGUACUGUGUCACCAAGGCCUUCAAACCCUGACCCUGUUUCAGACAAAAAUCAUUCAUUUUACUACCUUGUUUAAGACAAGAAACCCGAUUUCAGGACCCUGCUUAUCUUGUUUUGUACAUGAGCCUCAUGCUUGGAAAAUUGUGCAAACACUUCCUAUGUCUUUGACAUUAAGUAAAUUAUUCUAUUCUAUUGUACAUGUAUUCUGCUUCCUUUUGUUUCGCACACAGAAUCAGGUAAUUUUUAAAACUAACAUCAUGAAAUUAUACACAUUUUUUUGAAAAAGAAAAAAAUUGUUAGACCAGUUAUGAUGCAUCCGCCUUUACAUUCCAAAAAGACACCCUGUUCAAGACGCUAAAUAGUGAAAUAGUGAGAAGACCUUGAAAACCACACCCUGUUGAGUGGCACAUACCCAUCUGGCCAAAUAAGGGAGUGUCCCUCCCUGUGAAUCAGAUCACGUACGUGGCUUUAGUGUCUUGUUUAACUAUAUGAAGCUUCUGUGGUUAAUCAAGCUUUUUUUAAUUUUUUUGUUUUCAGAUAUUUUAUUUUAGAUUAUUUGAUCUGUAAUGGUUUAUUCCCUGAGAUGUAUCAAGGAAUUGAAUUUGAUCCACUCGCAAGGUAAAGAAGGUAUAAAGUGAAAUAUAUUUUAAGUAAGAGGCCUUGUCUCUGCUAAAUAGACAGCUUGCAUUUAUUUUGUGUUGUAAAAUAUUUUAAAAUGUAAUAGUGUCAUGCAGAAUUUCUCCAAAAAGGUUUCUGUUAAAUGGCAUCACUCUAGGAUCUAUCCACCUCAUUAUGUCUUGUAUUAUGGCUUUUAUCAUGACGUAGCUCCUUUGUUUUAUACACUAAAGUAUGGGAUUUUACCUUUAACUCUUACAAGAGUACUGGUGAGGGUCUCAGUCAAUCAACUUAACCUUGUCUCAAAACAGAUUAUUAAUACCAAUUAAGUCUUACUGGUAUACUCAGAAAUGACUUAGGUUUGAGUUCUUGAAAGCCAUAAUCUGUUCAUACAGUAAUGCAUCUUCCCAUUUUGCCUUUAAAAUUAUGUAUUCUUUCCUGCAUUCACGAGGAAUCUUAUACACUACUCCAUAUUGUUUUCAUGGAUCAACAGCAUUGUCACACUAAGUGUGAUGUAAGUGACGUGUUGUGUCAGUUUAAAACGGGUCGUACGCCUUGCUGUUGAGGCAAAUAUAAAGAGGUUGAGAUGUUGGCUCUUUUAUAAUGUAUGGUUUUUGGAACGUGUUUUUCAAUAGAGUAAAAGUCUCAGCCUAAGACUUCACUGAUGUUUCAAGCUUUAGGCCCCCUGUUAAGUGUGUUGUUUCUUUUUUGAUCUGAGCCACAUGCCCUAGUCAUAGAGAAGUUGGACCUUUCUUGUAAUUUAUGCCAGAAUUGCUGCAACAGUGACAGAUCCAGGUGAGGUGUCUAGGGGGCCUGCCCCCACUUAUUUUUAGACCAAAAUGAGGCCCUAAGGGCCAAAAAAAAUAUUUUUGAGACCGGCCCCCCCUCCUUAUCUCAGAGUCUGGAUGGCCAGGCCCCCCCUUAUCUGAAGAAGGUCUGGAUCUGCCAAUGUUCAGUACUGAUUCUCUUUAAAUGAGACUCUUGUCUCUAGAGACGAGAUGCUCAUCUCUGGGAUGAGACACUUGAAUUUCGAGAAAUGAGAUGAGAUUGGUCCAUGUAACAUUCUUUUGAGCAGUACUGUAGAACUGCAUUUACAGUUUCAAGUACAGUGAAGGGAUGGGAUUCACGUCUAGGAACAGAAAACUGACAAAUAUCUGUCAAAAUAGUAUUAUCUUAUGCAAAUGUUGCAUUUUUCACGGUAUAACAAAAUAAGAUUGUUGUUGGUUUAUUCUUAGAGUCUACAUUAUAGUUGCACAUGUAGUGAGCACCGUUGUGUUUAAGUAUUGUAAUUUUGUCUUGUUACUGGUUAAUAGGGUUAUUCUGUUGGACUUAUUCCAGGUGAAAACAACAGGUAAGUUUAAUAUUUAUUUACCUAUCAAUAAAGGUAAAUUUAAAAUUAUUUUGUUAAUUACAGGGUUGUUGUCAAGGUCUGAGGGCCGGAGAUUUCCCAAGGUUAUUACUAUAUGAACAUGACCCCCCUGCUACUUUCAUCGGAAUUAACAAAGAAGAUAGAAUGAAAAGGACUUCCUAGCUGUCAUUUACUGCACCUACACCUUACUAAUUACUUAUAUGUGGCACAUUGAAAUCUUACUGACAGCCCUAGAGUGUAGCUAAAAGGAUUAAUGCUAGACCAUGUAGUGUAAAAAGGUGUUAUUUUACUGGCUUGAUCAAGCCAAAGGCCUAACUCCAUUUAAGACUUGUUUUAACAGAUAGGUUAUUUUGAAUGUUUUGGCCUUGAUGUAGAGGUAAUUAAUGGUAGUCUUUUGCAGGUUAAAUAAGCCAAAGAUCCAACUCCUUUUGUAACUUUUGUAACUUUGAUAUUCAAUGUCGCAGCCUUUCUGGCCAUUUACAGAAGAUUCACUGUUGCUGGUAUGCAAAUGAUGAUUGAAUUUUUUCGUUGAAUGUUUUAGAUGCCUUGGAUGAACCAAGUGACAGAUCACAAAGGCAGUCAGUAGCAGAUCAGUUUUAUGCAUCAUCAUUAAAUUAUGUAGCUGAUCAGUUUGAAAAUCAUGCUGUAAAUAUCACUGACAGACUUCAAGAAAUGGAUACCUCAUCUGAUGACUUUGUAAGUGUCUUGCAUAAUUUUUCUGCCUAACCGACUGACCCGUAAACCACCUGUAACUGCCCAUGUGGAUCCACAUCCCUUCUGUUUUAACAGUCAAGGACUACAUCUUCAUCAUCUAACUUGUGCAGAAGGAAGAGAUCUUUCAAACCAGAUCAGAAACAGCAUUAUUCAGAGAAGAAAGCAGGGGAAAUGACAAAAAGCCUUACAAUGUCGACCUGAAAAUUCAACUGCCCACCUUCCUUUCCAGCCAUCCAAUCCUAAGAUCCUUAAGGUAUUCCCAGAAUGUUUCCUAACAUUACCCACUGAAAUGAAGCCUACUAGAUGCCCAGUAACAGAAAAAAACAAACAAACAAAUCAGAAGAGAACACCAAUGACAACAAUGACAACAACAAGGGCAGAAAAGCUGAUAUUUUGCAUCUGGAAUGGAUCACAAAGUGCUUGAUUUAUAAACAGAAUGUUGGGAAGUUUUGGAUCAUUAUAGCAAGACAGUGAAAAAACAGCUUGAUUGGCUUCAGAAGGUGAUUUUUGGCAAAAUUCCCAGGAGCAAAUGGGUUAACUUCUACGUUUUACUCUUGCUUUGACUCCUCACACUUGUGCUGUCUGUGCUGGUCACUGUACAUGUGGUUAAAAAGAACAAAAAACAGCCCAAAACAUUGAUUGCAAGUUGAGUUCUACACUGGCUUAUGUUUCUGAUUCUACAUUACACGUUUAGGCGUGCAUAUGUUGUGGUUCAAUUUUAUCCUUGGUUUAAAUUUUAUUUUCCUUUGUUUUGGGGUAUGGUAAUGAAUGAUAAUGAGAUUGAAGCAAAGGAAAAUAAAAUUUAAACCAAGGAUAAAAUUGAACCACAACACAUACAUGUAGAAGGCAAAAUUUUUAGAAGUGGCAUUACAGCCAUCUAUUUCCCUCCACCAACUUCUCACUCUUUUAUUCCCAAUGCUUUUCUUUUUUGGGCAUUUUUUAGGCUUCAUUUUUAUCAAUAAAAUGUUUCCACAAUGACCUCAACGGUAGAAAGUUGCAUUUCAUUUUGAACAUGAAAUUACUAGUUUCCUCCUUUGCAGCUGCUCAGGCUGAAGUCAAGCAAUGCUUCCCACCCCUACACCUGGGCAGGAAUGUGUGACUCCGGCCGAGUGCCUGGCAAGGACACUAUAAAGUUACGGGCCUAAAAUUGCAUUUUUUAUCAGUUUCAGGUGCUGAUUGUGACAAGGCUUUUGAGUCUACUCUCCAUUAGUACUGGACUACCAUCAAAUAUCACUGGUUUGCAGGACAGAACAGCAUUACUGGAGACUUGUCUAGGUUAGUCAAGAAUGUGGAAGGGAAUGGAAAUUUCUUUCAUGAUUCAUUUAUAAAAUUAGUUAUGUCUGAGAAAACCUACAUAUAGUUAUUCCUUCAACUGGUGAAACAACAUCCUAUUGAUUUCUAACAAAAAUUAAUGUCCCCAUUAAUGCAUUUCAAAAACCUCUGUGUCCUCACUACAUUGCCCAUAGCUUCUGGCUGUUUGCACUUAGUCAUUUAGAAUGUAUAGCUUUUGCAUUAUUAUUGAAUUGUUUGUAAGCUAAUAUCACUUUGUUGCUCGGUCGUUCAUGAGUAGCAAUGUGUCCAGAGUUUAAAACCCCCAAAGGUGAUGGCAUAUGUUGGGGGAAUUUGCUGUUGCUUCUUUCUCUUACCCUGUGUUGUUCAUUCUUUAAUAUUUAGUUAAUGUCUGCCAGCACAAUAUCCUCACAGUACUGGUACUUUGCGCCUGCCAUGCAGGCUAGGUAAAAUAGUGAUUUCAACUUUAAUUAUGAUCUCUGUCGUAUAAAGAAGUACCGAAGGUCCAGCCAAAAAUAACACAGGUCUCUAGACAAGCUUACUUCACAUCAGUCUCUAAGUGAAUUAUGAAGGUAAAUUUUCUGUCACAUUAUUUGUCUUUAUUUACUCUUUCAAGUUGUCAUUGCUAAGAGCGUAACUUUCUGGCAGCAAAUAUACAAAAUUUGACAUGUUUCAAAUUCACUUUAAUAGUUUUUGCUAACAAUAAGUGCAAUUCAAUUCUGCAGGUUUACUAAAGGAGACAGCUCAACCUGGCGUCAAAGAAACCUUUAGCAAUGUCAGCUCUGUUCCACAAGGUGUAGACUCGGGGAGACUGAGCCCUAGUCAUGGCUUUCAGAGAGACCUGGUGCGAGUUAUUGGAAACAUGUGCUACCAACACACAGCCAAUCAAAACAAGGCAAGAAUGCAUGCCUGCGUAGCAAGCGCUGGUUUUUUUGGGCAAUGGGAGAAAUUUCAAGGAUUUGCACACAUGAGGGGUGAAAAAGGAGAGGAGGCCUAUUCCACCCUUCAUGUUUUCUCCUUGCACGCUCCAUGA